Messenger RNA from Sceloporus undulatus (fence lizard), 9402 nucleotides. RefSeq names its product oxysterol binding protein like 6 (gene OSBPL6). The transcript is spliced from 24 exons. Gene Ontology annotation, cellular component: plasma membrane; perinuclear endoplasmic reticulum; intracellular membrane-bounded organelle. The coding region runs from base 220 to 3027 and encodes 935 amino acids. NCBI's taxonomy places the organism in Eukaryota, Metazoa, Chordata, Lepidosauria, Squamata, Phrynosomatidae. The record is from RefSeq and is a predicted model, not a curated record. Gene Ontology annotation, molecular function: cholesterol binding.
UGACUCAUACAUGUGAAUUCACAGGCGACCACUCAAAGAACUACAGUUAGAGGUCUGGUUUUGAUGCCUUUUGAAUUAAUCACCCCCUUUAAUGUAAAGGGUGCACUGUGAACUGGAAUAAUGCUGAAAAUUAUUUGGCUCCCUCUUUAUAUUGAAGACUGAAAGGAGAUUAAUGUGGUCUUAUCUGUGAAAGAAGAUCACAAGACUUUAGCUGCAGAGAUGAGUUCAGAGGAGAAAGGUAUAUCUCCUGCUCACAAAACCUCUACACCAUCUCAUAAAAGUGCCUCUUCUUCAUCAUCUUCCCAGAGGGAAAGCAGGCAGAGUGGCCAUAUAUUAGAACGAAAUAUUUCUGCAGGAAGUGCAGAUCUGGUAAUUGGCAAACCAUUGCUAGAAAAUGAACCAGUCAUCAUAUCUAAAGAGCCAGACAGCUGGGAAAUUAUAGAAGGUCUGAAAAUUGGUCAGACUAAUGUUCAGAAGCCAGACAAACAUGAAGGAUUCAUGCUGAAGAAAAGGAAAUGGCCUUUAAAAGGCUGGCACAAGCGCUUUUUUGUACUGGAUAAUGGAAUGUUGAAGUAUUCAAAGUCACCAAUUGACACUCAGAAAGGGAAAGUCCAUGGGAGCAUAGAUGUUGGUUUAUCAGUUAUGUCAAUUAAAAAGAAAGCUCGUAGGAUUGACCUUGACACUGAAGAGCACAUCUACCACUUGAAAGUGAAAUCCCAGGAUUCAUUUGAUGCUUGGGUGUCAAAGCUGCGCCAUCAUAGAUUAUACCGUCAGAAUGAGAUUGUAAGAUCACCACGAGAUGCCAGCUUUCACAUAUUCCCUUCAGCUUCAACAACUGAAUCUUCACCAGCUGCUAAUGUUGCCAUGCUGGAGGCUAAGGUAUCACAGAAUAACCUCCCAUGGCAGCCACCUAUCCCCUGCAGUAACAGUCUGUCUCCCUUACCUGCAACGUGCACCACUGGCCAAAGCAAAGUAGUUGCUUGGCUACAAGACUCAGAGGAGAUGGAUAGAUGUGCAGAAGAUCUUGCACAUUGCCAGUCAAACCUUGUGGAACUCAGUAAAAUUCUUCAAAAUUUAGAAAUACUUCAGAGAACUCAGUCAGCUCCAAACUUCACAGAAAUGCAGGCUAACUGUGUAGAUAAGAAAGACAAGCGUGUCACAAGAAGAUGGAGAACAAAAAGUGUCAGCAAAGAUACUAAAAUACAGCUCCAGGUCCCUUUCAGUUCUACCAUGUCUCCUGUUCGCCUACAUUCAUCCAACCCUAACCUUUGUGCAGACAUCGAAUUUCAGACACCACCAAGUCACGUAGCUGACCCCCUGGAAGCCUCCACAGACUACAUAAAACUCCAGGAAGAAUUUUGUCUCAUGGCAAAGAAAGUGCAUUCUCUCUUGAAGUCUGCCUUCAAUAGCAUUGCAAUAGAGAAAGAAAAGCUUAAGCAGAUGGUUUCAGAACAUGAUUUCACAGGACAUAGUACACAAAUACCACGUCUCCGACAAUCUCUUUCUCAGGCUCUCAACCAGAAUGCUGAACUAAGGAGUCGUUUGAACAGAAUACAUUCAGAGUCUGUUCUUUGUGAUCAGGUUGUCAGUGUAAAUAUUAUCCCUAGUCCUGAUGAGACAGGCGAGCAGAUCCAUGUCAGCCUCCCACUCUCCCAGCAAGUUUCUCAUGAGAGCCGCCUCUCCAUGUCUGAAUCUGUCUCUGAAUUCUUUGAUGCACAAGAGGUGCUUCUGUCUGCAAGCUCAUCAGAAAAUGAGGCUUCUGAUGAUGAAUCAUACAUAAGUGAUGUGAGUGACAACAUAUCUGAAGACAACACCAGUGUUGCAGAUAAUAUUUCUCGGCAAAUUCUUAAUGGUGAACUUACAGGAGGUGCUUUCAGAAAUGGACGAAGGACAUGUCUCCCAAGCCCCUGUCCUGACACUAGUAAUAUCAAUUUGUGGAACAUUUUGAGAAAUAAUAUUGGGAAGGAUCUCUCCAAAGUAUCUAUGCCAGUAGAGCUAAACGAGCCUCUGAAUACCUUGCAACACCUUUGUGAGGAACUAGAAUACAGUGAGCUUUUGGACAAGGCUGCUGAAUCUGAUGACCCCUACGAACGUAUGGUCCUUAUCGCUGCUUUUGCAACUUCAGGAUAUGCCUCCACUUAUUACAGAGCUGGAAGCAAACCUUUUAAUCCUGUGCUUGGUGAGACUUAUGAGUCUAUUAGGGAAGACAAAGGAUUUCGUUUUUUCUCAGAGCAGGUUAGCCACCACCCACCCAUUUCUGCCUGUCACUGUGAAUCAAAGAAUUUUGUGUUUUGGCAAGAUAUCAGGUGGAAAAACAAAUUCUGGGGCAAAUCAAUGGAAAUACUGCCAAUUGGAACCUUGAAUGUGACACUUCCCAGGUAUGGUGAUUGCUAUGUCUGGAACAAAGUCACUACUUGUAUACACAACAUCCUUAGUGGAAGGAGGUGGAUAGAGCAUUAUGGAGAAAUAACCAUCAGAAACACAAAAAGCAGUGUUUGUAUAUGUAAACUCACUUUUAUGAAGGUGAAUUACUGGAAUUCUAAUGUAAAUGAAGUUCAAGGUGUCAUCAUGGAUCAAGAAGGAAAGGUGGUGCAUCGCCUCUUUGGAAAGUGGCACGAAGGACUAUAUUGUGGAGUUGGACCUUCAGCAAAAUGUAUAUGGAGGCCAGGCUCCAUGCCAACCAAUUAUGAGCGUUACUAUGGCUUUACGAGGUUUGCCAUUGAGCUGAAUGAGUUAGACCCAGCAUUGAAAGACCUUCUUCCAAGAACAGAUGCAAGGUUCCGGCCAGAUCAAAGACUCUUGGAAGAGGGGAACUUAGAAGCAGCAGCAGCAGAAAAACAAAGAAUAGAAGAACUCCAGAGAAAUCGGAGGCGCUACUUAGAAGAAAACAAUAUGGAACAUGUACCAAAAUUUUUUAAAAAAGUUAUUGAUGCCAAUCAAAGAGAAGCUUGGGUUUCUAAUGACACAUACUGGGAACUUCGAAAGGAUCCUGGCUUUAGUAAACUAGAAACCCUCAAACUCUGGUAAACUGAGAAUGUAGAUCUAGUAACAUAUCACUCUUUAAAAAGAAAAAAAAAAUGAAAAAAAACUAUGCACAUGUUUCUUAUAGCUAAGGGUGGUUUGUGGGUCCGCAGGAAACCUUCCAUUUGCUUUUAUAUUCAUCUUUAUAAUGGACCUCCAAAAGUGCAUUAACCCAGACCCUAAACAUUUUUGCAGCUGUCAUUAAAUAAUGCAUCCUUUAAAGAUUCAGACACGGAAAAUGCAGCACAAGAAAAGCAUGUACUGUACUGAGAUAGCCAAAGAUGCUUUGAAGAGUAUCUGGUGCUUAAAAUAGACAUGGAGUUCCAAAACAAAACGAGUUCUGUUUUAACUAGAAUUUGUCUAGAAUGUCCACACUGCAGUUAUUUAAUUUUGUGUCACAAUCCUUGUUCAUUUCCAUCUUCAACUUAGUUUCUUAAUGUGAUGUGCUUGGACUGACCAUGUUGAAAAAGUCGUAAUGCUUUUUCUGGAAGCUCUUCCCAUUCAUAUGCCAUGGUUCAUGCCUUAAAAAAACAAUGUGAAGUUGUACAUUAUCAUUUUAAAAUGUGUAUUCUUCUUAGACAUUGGUCAGAAUUUUUUAAGUACUAGUAUUUUGUUCAUACUAUAAAUACUGAAGAAAAAUGUAUUAUUUAAAAGGAAAGAAAUCCUAAAUGGAUGGUAAAGAAAAGUAUGUACUGGUAUAUGUUUGAACAUCAAGGGGUUUGGUUGUGUGGACAUUCCGAAAGAAAACUGGCUCUUUGUAACAGUCUUGGCAAAUGAAUCCAAGAUCACUUUAUCAAUGCCUAACCUGUGAUAAAUACACCAUCUCUUACCAUCACUUCCCAUGGCUUCACACUUUGUUCCAUUCUCAUAGUCUUAAUACAGUUGGAAUUCCCCGAAGCUUUGCAUGAGUGUCAAGCACAAAAAGAUGUCAGAAAAGUAUCUGGCUUCUCACUUGGAAGUAAAUGAUUGUCCUGAUGACAUAGGAUUGUCCGUGUGUAUGUGUGUAUGUGUGUGUUCAUUCAUGUUAAGUUAUAGGCAUGAUAUAUUUCUCUUGCAAGUCUGGGAGAAGCAGUGUGGCUCACCUUGUAGGUUCUUGGUCAUAUCUUGCUAAUGCGUUUUUAUGCAAAAUUAUAUUUUACCGGUUUCCAUAAAGCAAUUAUAUUUUUGGAUGAAGAGGCAAAAUGUAAAUGGCAGUUGAGUAGCACAUUUUUGAUGCAUAGGUAGGAAGAGCUGGAUGACUUCUCUCUCAAAGUGAAGUUGGUAUGCUUUAGUAAUCAAUAGUAUUAGAUUUUUAAAAUAUAAUCUUGUCUUUAAUUGAUACCCAGUGAAUUAACUGGGUUCUACUUCAAUUUAUUGGGCACUGAUGACAGAAAAGAUGUCCUUGUAUAUAUUUCAUAAUUGACAUUUCUAUAUAUACAUGGCACAUAAUUCUAUAUAUACUUUAUUUCUUCCCUUUAUAUAGCACUUUUUAAGAAUAAUUUAUUGGUGGGCUUCCAUAGGGACAUAUAGAUGGCUAGUUUUUACUAUUAUUUCCCAUAAGUAAAUUACUUAUAUAUGCUAUAUGUUACUUUCCUCUUUCACAAUCUCAUCAUUUUCUGUUUUACUAAUAUAUUUGUUAAGGAACAGACCAUUUAAGAACUAUGGUUCUUCCCUUCCAUUGUUCCUGUUUUGUGGGGUAUACAAUGUAUGGGCAUUAAACAACUGGCCUGCCAUUUUUCUCUGAGCUUCCUUUGCAGAUCAGGAUGUUAGGGGUUUGUCUGGUACUUUAGGAUGCUUCCAGCCUAGGCUUUUAUUCUACCUUUCACAGAUUUUAUGGGACCUUCAUGCAACCUUGUCUCCUGUUUGUAACCCUCCCCAGUUUUCCCACCAAACAUUGUUUCUGAGCCUUUUUUAAACCAGAAAAAACCCAUCAAGGAAAGAAAGACAGGAAAGCACCUUCCCAUCUGGAAGCACUCUAAGGGUGUUGAAGAAUCCAUUUGUCAGAGCUCACAUCAUCAGCUUUAAAAAAAUCCAUCCUGGCAAAAAUUCCACCGACAUUUCAACUUCCAGCUUUCAUUUCCUAAAGAGAGGUCUUCAAAUUAUUGGGACUACACAUGUGAUUGUAGGAUCUUUUAUGGAGAGAGCAUGGGGCCUUUCAACUAUUCAGAUCUAUCAUUCUCUCUACAGUCUCCAGUGUUGCAAUGUUUUUUACUCCGUGCAUUUGCUGACUUCAGUCCUGCCUUUCCAUUAUCCAAAAUCAGUCAAACUGUUUUGAGAAAACAACAAGUUUGCUUUCCCAAUGAUAAUGAAAUUUCAACAGAUAAAGCAAACAGGAAGGCAUGAAGUAAUGUUCUCAGAUCAAUGGGCCUGCUUGGGAAACAUGCUUUUCUUCCUAGGGGCAAAUAUCCUGGGGCAUGGUGAAGGAUGGAGAAACAGUUCUGCAAGCCUGGAAUAGGAGCUGACUGUUGGGAAAAGGGAAAUGAUUGGUUGGAGUCCAUGACAUUACAGUACUUGAAAACCUUAUUCCCUUCCCACCCUCAACAGUUUUUCACUUUGAAAGAAUAUUUCCUUUUAAAAAAGAAUGAAGGAGAGUAGUGUACAUGAAUUGUUAUUCAAAACUAAAUUGUGGGGAAAGGAGUGAGACUGAUGGCUAGAUCACUAUUCUUUUUUUGCGGCUAUGCAUGUCUAUCAGUCUUACUGCAAGGAUAAAAUAAUGCUAUACCUUGCAUCCAACAGCUCCAGAACUGAGUCCUCUUUCUAUUGGCCAUUAUUCUCUAUCAGCUACUUUAGUUAAAUUUACUUAAGUUACCUCAGUUUACAUCUGUCACUGAUCCAUAUUCACUUUUGGUACUUAGCAAGACAUUAUUGCCUUGACUGUAACUCCCCUCCCCAACUGACUUUAUUGGGCCUCAGCUGCCUGGGAAGAAAGUCUCUUCUGCUGGCAAUAGGAUCAUGGGUGAAUGUUCCCACCUUGUGUUGUGGUGGGGUACAGCCAGGAGAGGUUACGUAGUUAAUUAUAUAAGUAGCUGAUAGAGCAGCGAUUGGCAAAGUGUAACCCAUGAGCCGCAUGGCCAUUUUGCCCCCCCGGAUAGAAAAAUGGGGGGUGUCAUUUUGCUCCUAAAUGGCCUUUAUGCGAUAUAGAUAGCAUUUUUACCAUAUUUGGAGCCCCUUGAACCACCAUCUCCAACAUAAGAACAAACUAUUUUCUAAUGAGUCCUCUCUUCUCAUGAUAUGACCAAGAUAUGACAGCCUAUGCUUUGUCAUCUUGGCUUCCAGGGAGAUUUGUCCCUGGAAGCCAAGGUGACAAGGCUGUCAUAUUUUGGUCAUGUCAUGAGACAAGAGGAGUCAUUAGAACAAACAAUAAUGCCAAGAAAGGUGGAGGGAAGCAGAAAGAGAGGAAGGCCACAUGCUAGAGAGAUGGACUCUAUUAAGGAGGUCACGGGUAUGAAUUUGUAGGAACUAAGCAGAGCAGUGGAGGAUGGGGAGUCUUGAAGAUGUCUCAUCCACGGGGUCACCAUGACUUGAGGGCAGUUAACAAAUAUAGCCUUAACAUUAUCCAAAAUGCCUAGUGUCCAGGAAGCCCCCUAAAUAAGAUGAGAAUGCCCCUGUGCACCCUAGAGGGCAUUUGGGGAUAUUUUUAUGGAAACAAGUGUGGUUGUCUCCAAGGGCCCCUAGCCUUCCACAGUUGCCCACACUUGUAAUAGAAAAUACUGGUCAGUAUUAUUUAAGAUCAAUUUCAGAGUCUGUCAUGUGUUACUGAACAUAAUUUGGACCACCAGUUAUAUGGAUUCUGUUCAAGAAUCUAGGAAUAAGUGAGGCAUCAUGUAUAUUGGGGUAUGUACCAAGCAGUUCCACUUUUUGUAAAUGUGGUAUUGAGAUUCUUGAACUAUUUUAGUAUAAAUGCUCACCUUGGCAGCCCAUAUACUAAAAUUGGAAGGAUAAAGGGAUUAACAUGGCCUCCAUGCAAGGAUGACACAAACAUUUGUGAUGUCUCCUCCUCCUCCCCCCUCCCCCAUCAUAUUUGUCUUUGCCAUAAAAGUUGCCCCCUGAUCAUUAUUCCAAGCCAUUUUCUUGCUGAAAAUGGCUUGAAAUAAAGACUUGUUUUCCCAAACUUGCUUUUUAAAGGAAAAUCCACAGUACGUAUAUACAAAAACAAGGCCCAAAUGUUCUGCAUAACUAAAUACGAAAGAGCUGUACAGAAAUGGAGUUGUCAUCUAUAUACGCAGUGGUUGUUAUGUGCUUAAUGACUCCACAAAGUGGAUGAUUCCUGUGCAAGGGCAACAUAUUUGCGUGUCCAGGCUGUGCAAAGGUAUGGUGUGGCCAGGGUCUUUAUACACUGGAUGGGCAUGUGGUUAAUCCUGGAAUAAUAUUGCAAUGAUUACCACUUGCAGAUACUUUCAGUCACUCAGUCUUGGUAGAACUGGGGUGGAAUUUAGUUCCUAUUUUAGAUUCAGCCAUGACAUUAAUUACUCUCUCUCCUUCCAGGGUCUUUUCCCUUUCUCCUCAGAGGUGAUCAUUUAUUUACUUUUUACCUUAGCAUCCAACUCUGCUUUGAGAUUUCCCAGCAGUUUCAACAGGAGGCACAUUUGGGCUGUAAAGAGGUGGUUGGGUUCAUGCACUUGGCUGGAGCCCCCCUCCUUCACACCUGGGACAUUUGUAAUUUUGUGAAUUACAACAUCGCAGAUGGUUUUUGCAAUACCCCACAGUUUCAAAAGUAGUUGGCUAGGAGAUAACAAGAGACUGGGCAGUUGCUCAAACAACAAACCACCAAGAUUGCACACCCUUAGCACCACUGAGUCGUUUUUGUUAGCUUCUGCUUUUUUCAUGCUAAAUUAAGCCUAAGCAACAUAUAUGGUGUUCAUGCAAGAUGAACAAAAUAACUGUACUGGAGGUUUGUGGAUUCCAAUGAGGCACAUCACCUGCUAUGGAUUUUAUGUGGACCAAUUUACACAUAUGGCCCUUUUACACUAUACAUUUAUAGCACUAUGAUUCUAUUUUAACAGUCAUGGCUGCAUCCUGUGGAUUCCUGGGAUUUGCAUUUUUGUGAAGCAGUAAACCUUUGUGGUGAAGAAUUCUAAAUGCUAUUCCCCAGAGUUCAGUUCCUAGAAAUCCUUUCAGACUACCCAAUUAUAGUAGUAUGAUUCCUCUUUAACUGCCAUGGAAACAUCCAGUGGAAUUCUGGGUUUUGUAGUUUGGUGAGACAAUAGAGAAUUUUAAGUACAACUCUAUAAACUGCAGAUCCCAGGAUUCCAUAGAAUUGAACCAUGGCAGUUAAAGUGGAAAACCUAGUACUAUAAUUGCUUAGUGUAAAAGGGCUCAUAAUCUCUUUGGUCUGGCUGCUGCCAAGAAAAUAUUUCCCUCUUCCACUUGCAAAAUGGUAGCCAACUCUGGGAGAGUGCUUUUGCAGCAUCCAGACCGUAGAGAUAACAUGCAAAUUAGACUUCAGAAUAAUUAACACCACAUAUUUAUUUUAUAUAAGUUUCAGAUAUACCCUUUUAAAAGAACAUUUUAGAAACAAAAAUAGAUAAAAGCAGAGUAAACAUUAGUUACCAAAAUAAUUGUAGUAAAAUAACAUUUAAAAAUUGAAAGCAGAGAAUUCACUUUAAGAGGGCAGUAUGCAUCCUAUCAGGCAGAAAUGCAAAUAUUGUGUAUUUCUGCAAUUGGCUGAACUCAUAUGAUAGAGACUUUUCUUUAUUAAAUUUCCAGAUUGGAAAAUUGAGCUCUUCUCUACUCUGAGCCUCUUCCCUCUCCUUCAAGCUUCAGCAAAAUCUCAAGAAGACAUAGUUUGUAUGAUCUGCUUCUUUGUUAAAAUGCUGCUUAUUCACUGAAAGGCACUGUAUCAAACAAUGCCAUGAUCAUGUCUCCUUACUGACCUCAGUUAUAUCGCAUGUUCCUGCUUUUUUAAAAAAGAUUUUCCGUUCUCUUCUAUUAGUGUCACUGUUGUCCUCAAAAAUCUAUUAAAUUUCAGUGGCAGAUCUGGGAAACAGGUUCAUCCCUGUAGAUUUUGGGAGAAGUAGGCGUUUAACCCUGGAAAAGGUGUUGAAUGUCCCAAGUCUCUCUUCACUCUACAUACUUGGCCUGCAGCCAUCCCUAUUGCUGGUGCUUAGUGUGCUUGAGCAAAAGAUUACUCCCACAAAGAUGUUUUUAACUGUAACAUUUCUCCAAACAACAACUGAAACACGUGAAUUCUAUGAGGUUCCCAAACAUUUGAGGUUAAUGUUGAAGCUUAGAAAGUGUUUGCAGAUUGUGGGUGUGGAUGCAAAAGGUUACUUGGCUGUUGCAUAUGUGUGCUGCGACAUGACCAGAAUAGGAUGACCAAAAUGGUGAAAGGUCUGGAAACCCUGCCCUAUGAGGAGUGGCUUACGGAGCUGGGUAGCCUGGGGAAGAGAAGGUUAAGAGGUG